This is a messenger RNA of Neofelis nebulosa (Clouded leopard), 1708 nucleotides long. RefSeq names its product EF-hand calcium binding domain 3 (gene EFCAB3). The transcript has 10 exons. Lineage: Eukaryota; Metazoa; Chordata; Mammalia; Carnivora; Felidae. The record is from RefSeq and is a predicted model, not a curated record. Bases 244 to 1560 code for a protein of 438 amino acids. Gene Ontology annotation, molecular function: calcium ion binding.
UGAUUGAAGCCCAGGGGUGGUAGGUAGCACAGCUUAGAAGUAGGUAAAUAUCUGGAUUGUGUAGGAAUUUAUGCUGAGUCCUUUUUUUUUUCCCCAAAUCUAUCAUCUCUAAGAGAGAUUGAAGGUAGUUUUUUAAAGGAAUGAUUAUUUUGUACCAUGAGGAUGAUUUCACAGCACCUUUCAAGUGCCUAAAUUGUUGAGCCUCUCCGGAGUUCCCAGUUCUAUGACAGAGUUAUUGGCCCCAUGGCAGUUUCUGAUAUUAAAUCAAAAGUUAAGCUGAAUCCUCUAACAAAAGUACCCAGCUCCCAUGGCAAGAGGGAUAAAGAUUUACCAGGAUCUCUCCCGUGCCAAUUACAGCACAAAGAAAGGAAGCUGAAUGCUUCACAAAUACAAGCCUUCCAAGAUGCCUACAACUUCUUUAACAAGGAUAAAACUGGCUGUAUUGAUUUACACGGAAUGAUGUGCACUCUAGCCAAGUUGGGAAUGAAUCUAACCAAGCGUGAUGUCUAUAAUGAAUUAAAAUGUGCUGAUAUUGAUGGGGAUGGAAAGGUGAAUUUCUCAGACUUCACAAAGGUGUUAACAGAUAGGAACCUCUUUCUUAAAGCUGUGGUUCCAGAAAAGGAGAAAUGUUUAGAUUUAGCUGGCAACCCAGGGAUCCUGUUGUUUGAAAUCCUAUCAAAGCUUGUAGAGACUUCAGCCUUACCCAGAAAGGCUAUAAUGGAAAUAGUAAGCUAUUUCCAAAGAAAAUUCCAGGAAACCAGGUCAGGAAUGUUAUGGAAUCCAUACACCAUGGCUUAUGAAAAAAGGAGAUUUAAGCAAGACAUAUGCACCCCUCCCAGCUCAAGCACAGCUGCCUUUGCCAAUGCUGCCCGGACUGCAAUAAUGAAAGAAAAGGAUUUAUUUAAAUUUCUUGAAGAGCUCAAGAGGUGCAAUCCUCCUUCAGAUAGCCCGUAUUCAAAAAUACCCAUCUUUCCAUUGUUUCCUAAUGUGGAUGGGGUGGUGAUGGGAAAGCCAUUCAAAGACAUGCAAAAAUUAGAAAUGCUAAGGAGAAAGGAGCCUCUGAACUUCUUUGAGAACUAUUUUUUCCAUAAAAGAGACUGGAAAGCACAGGCAGCAAAUAUAAAGCCUAUUGACCCCGUCUCAGGCUGUCCUACUGACGUCCUGGCCAUUGACCAAAUGCUCAAAAAGAAGCAGAAUUGGACAGUGACUGAUGCGGCAGCUAUUAAACAGCCCGUGAAGAGAGCUAUAGAUACCUAUAACUUGGGAAUUGCCCUGGAGCACCGGAAAGACAUGCUAAACCUCUGGCAGAAGAUCCGAGGGGAUUUGAUUGGAAUAGACACUAAAAAUGAGUCCUUUUAUGAUACCUUUUCUGCUUACACAUGGUCCUGGAAUGUUUGCCAAGAAUUACUUUCACCAAAGGACUUAAGGUUACAUGAUGCCUACAUGAAUAGGCAUACCUUCCACAACUCCGUAUUCUCUUCUUCCUCGGAUAUCAGUGAAUGUGACACAGACACAGGAAGAAAACGAAAACGGAAAGGUUUCAAAGGGUUUCGACGAUGAGAUUUCUACAUUUUCUAAACAGCUCACUGCAAACUACUUUUUCAUAGAUAUCAAAAUUGUGGUUUCUUGCUUUUGUCUAGUACAUUCUUAGCAGCUGGAAACGUUGACAUCUUUUGAAUUCUGACCAGUAAAAAAGUUUAAGUCAUAA